CGCUAUGCAUGCUGGGAGUUACAGUUUGUGCCACAUAUCUAAGUUUAUGCGCACAGACAGACGGAGCCGCAAGAUAACAUUCUUUACUUUCACUAUGUUUUCCUGGAAUUCGUAUUUGAUACUCGGAUACUGUCUGAACUGUUGGCUGUGGAAAUAAGUCAUUUGAUGAACUUUUGCCACUUCGUCGCGAAUGUUGAGCCGAAUGGUACAUUAGCUAGCACGGCUAGAAGAGUGCCUUCAGCUGUUUGACAAGCGCGACUGCUCACUGCGGGAUCUUCUUCAUCAUGAAUAACACCGGGCUCCUUUUGUUUUCGGCGUCGAGCUCUGUGCGGUCAGCAGUUCGUGGAUUUGGCUGUGCCCUGAUCAGAUAAACGCCUUGACGAUGCGUUAAAGCUAAAUCAUUGCCGCCGCCUUCAAAGAAUGUCCGACGUGCAAAGUUCCAGUUCAUAUUCGGCUUUGGAGGAUCCGCAAUGGCUGUGCAUGGUGACGCUUUUCGUUGCUUCCCUGGUGACUUUAGUGGUGUAUUUGGUGCAGUAUUUCCAGCAGCGAGCUGAUGCAGGGAGUGCACGGGCAGCAGUGCAGGACACUGCGGCGGUGCAGGAGCAGGAAGCGGCCGCUCUGCUGGGAUGGGCGCUGUCACUGAAAAGCUGGACGAGCCAGUGGAGAGCUGCCUGGUGCACAACUCUGAAUGAACAAUCAAGGAACUGUGGGGUAAGUCCUAAGUCUCAUGACCACCAAAGCACCCGGGCUGUGACAGGUGUGACUGCAAUAAAAGUGCAGCUUGCAGCCUGCUGCACCGUCACUGGAAAGAAGCUUCAGUUCUCUGUCAGUGCAACACCAACAGACGUGGGUGCAGGAAAUCCUUUGAAAUGCACCGUCAAUAUAGCUCCACUGGAGCUGCAGCUUGACCUCCAAACACAAGAAGCUGACGAUGAUGUGAAAAUACGUUGGAGAGUGUUGGAUCUUGACCUCCAAACACAAGAAGCUGACGAUGAUGUGAAAAUACGUUGGAGAGUGUUGGAUGUGAAUACAGAGCAGAUGCAGCUGACACCCACAUUUAUGCAGGACAGUAGUAACGCUUGCUGCGUAGCGGCAAUAAAGGAGCAGUUGAGUAAAUUACUACGUGCGACGCACCCAUCUCUGGUGCUGAGCUGCCAGUCUGCUCGCACCUCAGACAUCAAGGCUUGCAACAAAGUAGCUUCUCCUCCUAAACCUCCCCGUGCCCACGAAUGGAGGCUGCUGGUGAAAAACAUUCGGGUGGCGCUCAGUCCGGAGGAUGAUGCUGCAGGCAGCAUGAAUCCUGUAUGUGUACUGCAGUUAGAUGACCCCCCACAGAGGUUUAGCACCUCAGUUCUAAAGAACACAACCAAUCCAGGCUGGGACCAGCCAUUUAUCUUUGACUUGAAUGGACGAUCAAAAGAGCUCAAUAUUCAGCUGCUGAAUGAAGAACAACCUCAACAGAAUUCCUUGUUGGGUCAGGCGUUAGUGUCUUUUGAUCUGGUGAAGAAGCAGCCCAAAGGACAGCAAACUUUUGCACUCGUGACCAAAGAUGGAGUGGCUGGAUCACUUACUACUGAUUUUACCUACCUGGACCCCAGUGAGGUGAGGUCCUGGCAGCCACCCACCCCGGCCUCCGCAAAGCGGGUAGAGAUGGACCGAAAAGUCAUGCCAUGUGGCACAGUAGUCACCACCGUCACUGCAGUGAAGAGCAAACCAGGGCGAUCACUCCCUCCUCCCGGACUCAAUGCAGAUCCUUCACAGAAGGCUGCAGUCAACAAAUCCAAGCUGUCAGUGCGUCGAGUUUCAGAACAGCCGUCCAUGAUGGCAGCCACCGUCAGCAAAGCCUUGUCAUCUUCUGACACAGAGUUACUUUUGCUUAAUGGCACGGAUCCAGUGGCUGAGGCUGCUAUCCGACAACUCAAUCAGUCGGCCAAGCAGAAGCUCAAAUCUCCAGUGAAGAAGAGUACUAUAAUCAUCUCCGGCAUAGCCAAAACCCCCUUAUCUCAGGAUGAUGAGCUCGCGCUGAUGGCGGGCUACGCGGCAGCGAUGGAUGCCUCAAUGUCAGAAUGCAGCUCUACUCAGGAUGUGACUGAAGCUGUUGCGUCAGGGACAAGUAGCUCUCCAGAGUCAUCAGAGCUCCAGAAAGCCCCCAGUGGGACCGGCCAGCCUGCAGGUGACUGGGAGAGCCAGACAGGAGAGGAUGUAGACAACAGCUCCCUGUCCAUGUGUGUGUCAGAGGCCAGGUGUAAAAAGAGCAGAGGCAGCUUCCUUCAGAAGAGUGCUAAGCUCUUCUUCCGCCGCCGACACCAGCGUAAGGAGCCCGGAAUGAGCCAGUCUCACAAUGACCUGGUUUACUUGGAGUCGGCGGCUGCAGUGGACCGGGCCAGCCGAACAGCCACGCUCAGCCACAUGCUCAACCGCAGGCUGCUGUCCAAACAUAAGAGCAAUGCUAAUGGCUCUACCUCUGUGGGGGAGCCGCAUGCGUGACCCCCACACCUCAGACACUCCCACACCUUCACCUCAAACAUGCACUGGCAAACAACUUGGCUAAUACUAUCCUGAGAGACAGCUGUGCCUAUAGAGAAAUGUCCAUUUAACAUUUCACCAAGAGCAGAUGUGCACAUAAAGCUACCCUGAAGUCUGCUUCCAUUCAUGGCAUUUCACAGGAUGUUCUAUAGCAUGUGUCUUUUACUUGAUUUUAUGCAACAUAUUGAAAUCUUAAAGCGCUUUUAUGGCCUUUUUAAUGACAGAAUGGGCUGAGGUGGGCCUCACCUGACUUAGGGGAAAGAUGGAUCUGUACCUCCUGUAAACCGUAGCUUUCGUACGGUGGACCAAAGAUGAUCAGACGAGUGGUGUUCCUAUGACUUGCAAAGUUUUUGCAACUUUAUUUCCAGUGCAAUGACAAGAGCUACUCAUGUGAUAGAGAUUCUUCUCUACUUCUAAGUUGUGUUUAAAUCAUUCACAAAGGGAGAUGGCCAUCAGUGCAAGAUGGAUAUAAGUGGGAGAUAAUACUGCGAUAAUAUUUUGACACUAAUUUUAUCUAGACUCUGGAAAUGCAGUUGCAGACCCAAGUUUACAUACACCUUGAUAUAGAUAUAUAUAUAUAUAUAUAUAUAUAAAAUACUGUGAAGAAAAAGUGAAAACCCCUAUGUUGGAAUUGUUAUUUUUAAAUAGCUUUAUAUGGAAAUAAAAAUCUAAAUUUUGACUGACUUAACACACUUGUUUGCUAAAAUUGGAUAUAUGCAGAAAAUAGUUUUUAAGGUUUUAUCCAAUGUGUAUGUAAACAUUUGGCCCCAACUGUGUUAUUCAUAUCAAGUAUUCAACAUAUUUGUGACUUCAUUUCAGUUCUGUAGAAAUCUGAAGCCUGCAAAGUUUAAAAACAACAACAAAAGUUUACUGCAACAGCUGCUGAAAAUCUUGGGAAAGGUAUCAGUCUUACAUCUAACACAAGUCAUUAAUAAUGUACUUUACAUCGAUACAAAGUAGGGUAGUGACACCGUGGCAAAUGUUUCAAAUGGUAGAAACUUUACUUUUUGUCUUCCUAAAAAAAAAAAAAAAAAAAAAAAUUAAACUCCGUCUGCACACUGUUCUCAGCCAGAUGUUUAUUUAUCGAAAGGGAACCUAGUGAACUUUGUCCAGGAACUGUGAACUUAUUCUUGGCCGUAUGUGUUGCAGUGCUCACAGAUGAUGCUCUUUGCAAUCCUGCAUAUGAUUGGAAGGAAUCCUCAUUCUGCAGUUUGAUGUUACUGUUUUUAAAGGAUGUCACUAUGAGCACUUGAAUAUGACUAAGUGUGAACGUAUCUUUGGGAGUGACCAAAUAAAUAGUUGGUUUGAGUUUUGAGGGGAUUUUUUUUGUUUGUUUUCCAACCUAUCUUUUGAUUGUAUUUGUUUGUAAGCAACCUGUUUUUAUAUGUCACAUUAACUGCUGUUUCUUAAGUCGAUUAAUCAGAAUUAGGACUGCUGACAAAAUAGAACCAUAAUACAAACAAUGUCUGCAGAUUACUGUGAGAAUGCUGUCAGAAGUAGGACUUUAAAUACAGAUUAUUUUCUUUAUCACUAAAUCUUUUAACCCUAACCUACCCAAACAUUUAAUCGCAAUUGUGAUUGACAAAAAGGAUGACAAUGUAUUUCUAUAUAUGUUAUGUUAGAGGAAGUCAGAUAAAUGAUGGAUAUCACAAAAGUUUAAGUACAUCUGAUAAGUUUUUCUUUUAUUUUUUAAACAAAUAUUUUUGACUAAUGAUUAUUACAGAAUUGUACCUUCACAGCCCACACUUUAGGAAUCGCUGUUUUAUUCUGUAAAAUGUCAAAUGGGACAAGUGGCUUAUCUAAUGGUGGUCUCCCAUUCUCGAUUUCUGAUACACAGUGUUGAUAUUUAUACCCCCCCCCCCCCCCCCCCCAAAAAAAAAAAAAAAAAGAAAGAACAGUUGGGGCCUGAAAAUGGUUGUAAUCUGUGGUAAAAGUAGUGUUGAAGAACACUGUGAACAAUCAGAAAGGUUUUUAAUGUGCUUGAAAAACAUUUCUGAUGUCAGGUUAAAUAGUUUGUUUGUUUGUUUGUAAUUCUUUAUUCACAACAAAAUGCUGUCCACUAAAAAUGAAACACAUUUAAAACAAAAAUAAAACUCUUAAACCAGCACCAGGCUGUCACCCUGUACAUAAACAGGUAAUAAUCAAAUGACAUUCAUGUUCAUUCAAAAAGCCAACUUCGCAACUGUCUCUCAUUUUACAGAGCUCCUUAAUUUGCAGUGCAAGUCUUAAUAAGUGACUAUCAAAAUUAAGCUGCCAAAAGGCACACGCAUUAUUUAUAUCACAAUUAAAUUUAUACAUGAGAUAUCUCUUAUUAGCACCUACUGUAUCACAGAAUGGGUACCUAACAGUCCCAUACUGGUAAUGGUACUGACAUUAAUGCAUCACUUUGCAAGCAAGAGAUCAGUGCUCAUAGUAUUUGCAAGAUAUGGUAAAAUAUUACUAUGAGUAGUAUAUGGCACAUGCCAGACCUUCCGAAUAGCUUUUCUCCAUGCACAAUAAAUGGUUUCUAAUUCAUUUGAGUACAAAGGAAGAAUUUGGCUACCAUAAAAUGAAGUACAAUACUUGUGAAAUAAUUCAUUUCUAAUGAAAGCAUUAGCAUUUUUAAAAUCAGCAAAAAACACGUUACACUGACGAUUGACAUCUGCAAAACAUUUCUCAGUAGAUAAUUUAAAAAUAUCCUCGUACAAAUCAUGGCCCAGAUAAGUGACUUUAUCUUUUCUAGGUACUCUGACAUUAUUCACAAAAAUAACCGGAUCUGAAGGUCUAGCCUUUGUACAUUUGUAAAUAAUGACCUCACUCUUUUUUCUAUUGAACAUGGUGUCAAAUUCUCUGGCACAGUUUUCACAUGCAGUAAUCAUGUCCUGCAAGCCACUUAUACUUGGUGCCAAUAAUUUGAUAUCAUCUGCAUAGCUAAAAGCACCAGCAUAAACACUUCCCAUAUGACAACUAACUCCUAAAUCUUUCAAUUUGCUCAACAAACCAUCAACAUAAAUACAAAAUAAUACUGGGGUCAUAAUCCCACCUUGUUUCACACCAUUUGAGAUGGAAAAAUUGGGAGAAUGUGUAUUCUCCCAUCUUACUCUCAAUUUUUGACUAAGGUACAUAUUUAACAGAAAUCUGCAAUAUAUUGGACACAAACCUUUAUGUGUUAACUUCCUAAAAAGAUGACAGUAGAAUGAUUCGGUCAAACGCCUUGCUUGCGUCCAACAUGAGUCCAUAAACGUGAACCACCAUUGACAUAAUAUGACGCUGUUUCCACAACCAUUGCUGCACACAUGCUAGUUGACAAACCAUCUUUAUACCCAAAUUGUAAGUUACUGGUACAUAGCUUACAACUCUCUUUGACUAAGACAAUAACAUCAAAUAAUUUCAAACAACACUACCUAAGGUAAUGGCACAACAAUUAUCUGACACAGUUAAGUUAGACCACUUACCCUUAGGGACAGGAACCAUAGUGCCAUCUGACAUACCAUCAGGUGUGAAACCAUGCUUAAUCAUAGCAGUAUACAAAACAGAACAACAAAUAAUUUGUGACUACCAUAGAUAAUAUAAGAAGAGAGUUUUGAGAUGAUAAAUGAGGCACUUGUGAAAAGAUGUGGAAGUAGCAUUUUGCACAUGCGCACAAACAGUUGUGUAAUGUGAAUCGUGCAUACUCUGCUGUAUUCAACAAUAUUCAGUUACACUUGUAUGUAAGCCAAUGUAAAGUAUUAAGUAAUGCAAAUUUUGCCUACAGUUUUCAGAAAAAAUCAGGACCCAAUUUAUUUUUCUUCAUUUUGAAGUAGAGAUGAAAAUUGGGGCCAAAAAUUGUUAAUGGGAGAUCAUCCUAAGACUACAGUUUUUCAUUUUUUGUAAUCCAAGGACCAUAGACUUUUGUUUUUCCAAAUGACAUGAAGCUGCAAAUGUUGAAAUUUUUAUCACAUUAAGAUUUAUCAGACUGGUGUAUCAUUGUUACCUCCAAGGAGAUUCAGAUCAUUCUCGUUUUUAAGGCAUCAUUAUUCAUUGAUUUUUGGAAGAAGGAAAAAAAGUCUUGGUGUUCAAAAUAUGCCGUUAAAUGUCGGGCUGGAUUUGGAUAAAGGGUUUGAACUCAGAAACUUUUUGCACUUUUUAAUGGGUUAUUUCAGGUCUUGGUGGAGAUUUACAUUCUAAUAGACACCUUUCUUGUGUUUCAAUUGACCAAGUAAUCAAUAAACUUUGUUUCAGCAUCAAUCCUGGUAGACUC
Molecule: messenger RNA, 6745 nt
Organism: Thalassophryne amazonica
Lineage: Eukaryota; Metazoa; Chordata; Actinopteri; Batrachoidiformes; Batrachoididae
Product: C2 domain-containing protein 2
Exons: 13
Coding region: 421-2487 (688 amino acids)
Source: RefSeq, a predicted model, not a curated record